GUCACGCAUCGCCGAGGACGGCUUAGUGGGUCCGAUGCACGCUCAUUCACCCCGACGCCGAGUUUCUCAUUGCGCCAAUCGUGCCGGCGAUGAACGGCUCACCCGUUGGCGUACGCUCUUCCUUCCUUCAAUCGAUGGAGCCACCCUAUCUGUCCUCGAAGCAGCAAGGCGGGAGUGCCGAUGGGGUUUUGAGUUCAGCCAAAAGUCCCCCAGUCUGUGCCGAGGAGCUGAAGGUGUCGUUGGAGGACAAAUUCGAGGAAUUGGAGUCGGGAAAGGAGGGCGAUUUUCAUCCCGUUGGUCUCGGGACGAUCCGCAAGGGAUACUGUAUGGGGAGACGGAAGAAAACGAUUGAUAAGGACGAUCUGUCCGAAGAUUACUGUUUCGUUUGCAAAGAUGGAGGCGAGAUCCGUGUUUGCGAUUUUAAAGAUUGUCUUAAAUCUUAUCAUCCACAUUGUCUGGAGAAGGAUGAAUCUUUUCUUGAGUCAGAUGAACGAUGGACUUGUGAUUGGCAUUCAUGCUACAAUUGCCACAAAAGUUCAACAUUCAGAUGCUUUUGCUGUCCAUACUCCUCUUGUCGAACAUGUUUUGGGGGAUCUGGGCUUGUUAAAGUAAAAGGAGCAAAAGGCUUCUGCACUAACUGCUUAAGGCUUACAAAAUUGAUUGAAGAAAAUGUCGAUGUUGAUUCUGAUGGGGAAAUGGUGGACUUUACAGAUACAGAUACUUACGAAUUUCUUUUCAAAGACUACUGGGAGAUAGUUAAAGAAAAAGAAAGACUGACAUUGGCUAAUCUGCAAGCAGCUGAUGAUCUUCUCAAGAGGGGAGAGGUGUUCAAGAACUUGUCAGAUUCAGACGAGAACUUUGAAGAGCAAGAAGAAGUUGAAGGGUCAGAUAAUGCUUGUUGUGAUGAAGUUAUGUCCUCUAAGGAUUUUAUGAGGAAACAAAAUAGGAUGGCAAUAGUGAAAGAGAAAUCCAAGUUAAAGAAGAAGACUUAUGUUGGUUGGGCGUCAAAGGAGCUGAUUGACUUUCUUGUAUCUCUUGGAAAGGAUACACAGCAACCUCUAGGUCAACAUGAUGUUUAUGAGAUUGUAAAAGAUUAUAUCCAAUCAAACAAUCUUCUACACCAUGAUAAAAAAAAGAAGAAGCAUGUUUUUUGUGAUGCAAGGUUGCUCUCUCUUUUUAGGAGAAAGAAAGUUAACUUUUUUAAAGUAUACAGUUUGUUGGAGAAACAUUUUGCUGAGAACGAUGAUUCUGAUGAUGAAUCAUUUAGUUUGGAAGAAGAUGAUUAUGCAAAAUCUGCUAAGAAGCAAAGAAUGGACAAAUCGUCUUCCAAUCAAAAUACAGAGAAAAGGCACUUCUUAGAACAUGCUUUGCAGCCUCCCAAACAAUGCUUUGCUGCAAUAACUGAAGCAAAUAUCAAAUUAAUCUAUCUUAAGCGUUCCCUGAUUGUGGAACUAUUGAAAGACCCAAAGACAUUUGAAAGCAAGGUUGUGGGCUGUUUUGUAAGGAGAAAAAGCGAUCCAAAAGACAACUACGGACAAGGUCCUCUUCCAAGAAUGUACCAGCUUAAUCAGAUCACUGGUGGUGUGAUAAAAGCGGCAGAAGAGUACAAAUUAGGAGAUAUGAAUACAAACAUCAUCCUAUGUGUUUCCAACUAUUGUAAGGUUGUCCAAAUAGUGCUAAUUCACAUGUCCCUGCAAAGAACGUUACGAAACUAAAUAAGGCAGAAGUUCAAGGUGGCAUUCAGAGUCUUAAAACAAGCGUUAUAGACGCUACAAAACAGAUAAUUUUUGAAGACAAACGUGAAGAUGUUCCAAGAAUUUCACUUGGAGAUGCAGCCAAUCCUGAUUCGAUAAUUACCGAAGAAAAACAUGAAGAUGCUGAUCCAAACUCAUCGCUAAUGGAUGCCACCAAUUCUGACAAGAGAAUUGCCGAAGAAAAAAUAGAAGGAUGUGAUAGCAGUGCUAUAAAAGUGAAUGUUGAUACGGUAGUCAUUGAGAUUGAUGAUGAAGUGGAAGCUAAUGGAAAGGGUUCUGAUGAUGUUCAUAUCAUUGACCUGGAUGUAGCUUCUGAAAACCCAGUUGUAGAGAACGCAGGAAGUCUCGAGAAGAUUUGGAAUUACUUGGAUCCCUCUGGUAAUGUUCAGGGGCCUUUCUCCAUAAGAACUCUCGAGUAUUGGAUGGAAGAAGGCUUCUUUGAUGAGGAUUUCAGGAUAUGGAAAGAUUCACAAUCUCAAGAGAAUGCCAUUCCAUUGGGUGUUGCUCUUGCUUUAUUGCAAUAGCCAUUGUAGAGGAUGCCAAUGGAAAAUAUGGCUCAGCAAAUUAGCUAUGGACAUUAUGGAUUUUGAGUUGAGAAAAUUUUUUUCCUCCAUAGCAGGUAUGUGGCUUUGUCUCUCAUGUACAGUCAAGUUUCUAGUUUUCAGCUAUUCAUAAGCGGCUGCUGGUUAAUGCCGAUCACAUGCUUCUACUCCUGCAAAUGUGUCCAUUGGUUCUGCUCUUAAAUGCAGGGCCUAAUACAUUUGACUUAUUUUGCUGUUGAAUGCUUCAAAUGUAUUUCAUAUAUUUAUUUAUGAUAAAGUAAGCACAAUGUAAUUUAUAGAUUUAUACGCAUGGUAGGAGCUGGAGAAUUCUUUCAUGUUGCAUAUUCAAGUCUUUAUAACAAUUCAGCUAAAGGUUUUUUUUU
Molecule: messenger RNA, 2679 nt
Organism: Dendrobium catenatum
Lineage: Eukaryota; Viridiplantae; Streptophyta; Magnoliopsida; Asparagales; Orchidaceae
Molecular function (GO): DNA binding; protein binding
Source: RefSeq, a predicted model, not a curated record